Messenger RNA from Ruditapes philippinarum (Manila clam), 643 nucleotides. RefSeq lists its product as uncharacterized. The record is from RefSeq and is a predicted model, not a curated record. Bases 69 to 641 code for a protein of 190 amino acids. Lineage: Eukaryota; Metazoa; Mollusca; Bivalvia; Venerida; Veneridae. The transcript is spliced from 5 exons.
UUACUGGAGGUUACGUACCACGGAGGAUACGUACCAGGAGGUUACGUACCAUUUUUGGAGAAAGCAGUAUGACGGAAUCAGCCCACUGUUUAGUUUGUUCUAAAGAAGUUACAAGAAGACAACAUGCUUUACAAUGCGACCAAUGUAAUAAUUGGCAGCAUCGUUUAUGUGGGACAGGAAUAACACAGUCAGAUUACAGGAUGAUGGUGCGUGGUGUUAUUGAGGUCGAGUGGAGCUGUAGCAUAUGCAAGUCUCCGGUUGUUGACAACUCACAAGAAGAAGAAGACCACCUUCAAAUUCCAGCAAUGUUACACGACAUUACGAGUGCUGAAUCUGACCUGAUGGAAGUCGAGCAACGGGUGACCACAGAUGAACUUGAAGAUCGACCACUUAAUAUACCUGAUAGGGAUGUUCAACGCCCUGCUAGAAUACUAGAUGUAUCAGUACGUGAACCACAUAUGGAUGAUGACGUCCCAGAAGAACAUGACAUUCAAUAUGAGCUAGUGGAAAAGGGAACCAAGAAAGGAGGGAAAAUGUUGACCGCAAGUAACGGGUAUUGUUUUAACGUAAAAGUGAGUAUUUAUCGUCAAAAGAAAAAAAAAUCAAAAAUCAUCAAGAUUAAAUUUUUAUCAUAUUAUUAAUA